AGAGAACUAAAGGAUAGCGAUACGGGGAAUUGUGGACUAAAGCCAAAAGUUUUGUCCGAAACCGGAGCUCCGGCGCCAGAGGAGCUUAAGACUUCACCUGAAGAUCAGAAGAUCGACGCUGCGAAAUCUCUUAUCAAUUUGUUCCUUCAAGACAAGGUAGAUAAGACUACAAAAGAUGACGAGAAGACAGCACCAGAGAAGCUGCCAGUAACUGAAGAUCUGAAAACAGCUUUGACUGAGGCAAAAUCUCCGGCUGAUGAUCAGAAGAUUAGGAAAGAAGAUGCCGUUCGUGUCCAGAAAGUGAUCGACGAUCUGACUGUUAUGGAAACAGAAACAGAUGCUAAGCCAGAGGAAGUCAGAAGAGAAGCAGCAGCUUAAUUAUGAAAGAAGCUAAAAACUUUAUUCUGCGGUUGCGUUCUUGAUCGCAAUACGCUUGUUCAAGAUUUUUUUGGUUUUGUUUAUGUUUGUUCACGAUUCCAAAAUGCAAACGCUAGUUCAUGCUUGAUGGUAAACAUUUUUGUUUUGGACUUUUUGUAGACUAAAACGCGAACGCUGGAUUUAUCAUAUGAGUUGACAGUUGCGCGCCCUA
Molecule: messenger RNA, 589 nt
Organism: Brassica napus (rape)
Lineage: Eukaryota; Viridiplantae; Streptophyta; Magnoliopsida; Brassicales; Brassicaceae
Exons: 2
Source: RefSeq, a predicted model, not a curated record